This is a messenger RNA of Varroa destructor (honeybee mite), 4354 nucleotides long. RefSeq names its product SH2 ankyrin repeat kinase (gene Shark). Gene Ontology annotation, biological process: protein phosphorylation. The record is from RefSeq and is a predicted model, not a curated record. Gene Ontology annotation, molecular function: protein binding; protein tyrosine kinase activity; ATP binding. Lineage: Eukaryota; Metazoa; Arthropoda; Arachnida; Mesostigmata; Varroidae.
CGAACUGCGACACUUCUCAUGGCUGGUUCGCCUUUCGCCUGUCCGCUGGGCGCUGCUGCGCCUCUUUCUUGUGCGCCGCGCUAUUCGUAUCGACACUCCGCCGCAGUCGUUGCUGUCUUUGGUUGGCUGACUACGGUGAUGGCGCUGUGCGCUGGUGGCACUCGCUCCUAGUGCCGCCACCGGCUCCCAGCACUAGUGGCCGUUGCUGCCACCAUAGCUGCUGCUGCUGCUGCUAUUGCUGCUGCUGCUGCUGCUGCUGCUGCUGUGGUUCGUCGCUACCGCCAUUGCCACCGUUACCAGCGCAAUCGUCAGCCCCUAUCGUAUGGAGCUUCUGCGACUGCUUUGCUGGACCUGCGUCCAGCAGUUUGCUUCUACUGCUCGACUGGUUUCAGACGCUCCUCCACACCAUUAGAGGGGUGCGCUUUUGUUGUUCUACCAUAGACAAAGCUGGAAUAAGUUACUCGAACGAAUUUAGCCAGCUGCAGUGUAUACAGUUCGUGCAGAUAUGUGUCUACGUUUGCCUAACUGGGUGCUGCUAAAUGCAAAUUGAAAUAACAGAUAAUUAGUUCGAUGGGUGGUAGCUAAGAAGACGGUGCUUGCUGCUCGUAUCGACUUGUUGGAGCUUCUUCCGCUGGCGCUAGUGUCGGUGUUUCUGCGGUUCUGUAAGAAGCCAAGAUGCCGCUCUAACGUUGGAUUACUUAGUAAGAUGUGUUUCCGUAUGUGUCUAUGUAUGGCUGCACUAUCGUUUAACUUCUCUGUACUUCCGUAUGUUGGUGUACACGAUAAAGAGACGAAGCUACAGUGAUAACCUGGCGGAUUGCAUAUUGACGCCCGCUGCAUUUUAAUGAAAGCCACGUAAACUCGACAAGAGGAUGGGCGACUCGAAUGGAAGUCCACCAAUCGUAUCUCCGCCGCUCACUCCACAGUCGGAGCGCACUGCCCCGACGAGGAUCAUUUCACCGGGUGCGCGAUCGCUCGUCGAAUCGUGCCAAUGGUUCCACGGAAAAAUGACCCGUUCCCAAGCCGAGGAAGUUCUCCGACAAAACGGCGGUCGCAAUGGGCAGUUUCUUGUGCGAGAAUCCGGAAGUUCACACGGUGAUUUCGCUAUUUCGGUCGUCCAUAAUGGCUCCGUCGUACACUAUCAGGUAAGACGACAUGGUGGUGACGCAUUUUUUUCAGCAGGCGAAGCUGGACCGAUUAUUCAUGGCCUGGAGGAGCUUAUACGUUACUAUGAACAACCCGGUCAGGCCGGCUUGGUAUGUUCGCUUCAGGAGAUGUGCAAGGGUCAAGCGCCUCCGCAUGAUACGCGACGGCAUGGAAGGACGAACCUUCUGCACAGAGCGACCAAAUCGUGUAAUUUAUCAGUCGUGAGAGAAUUGCUUCAAAGUGAUUAUAACAUUGAUGCUAAAAAUCAAGACGGUCAGACAGCUCUGCACCUUGCAUGUUUAGAAGGUGAGCCUAAAAUAGCAUUGGAACUUCUCGACCGCGGAGCGUCUCCUAACUGCCUUGAUGGUAAAGGACAUACUCCCUUACAUUACGCGUGUCGCGAGGGUUAUUUCCAUUGUGUACAACAUCUACUCGAUCACGGAGCCUCGAUGACCAUUUAUUCAUUGGGCUCAAGAUGGGCUCCUCUGCAUUUUGCUGCAUAUCGUGGAGAUGAAGAUAUCGUCCGUUUGCUUCUGGAUGAAGGUGCUCCAGUGCGGCCGCGAACAAAGGGCGAGGAACUACCCAAAGACUUAGUAUACCGGGGACAGCCAGAAUUGCGACCCAGUUUGACGAAAUUGUUAACUGAGAGGAUGGAUCCCGUGUAUCAGGGUUACCACCGAGAGGAAUGGUUUCAUGGAAGCCUCUUAAGGGAAGAGGCAAAUGCUUUGCUCGAAGGUUCGUCCGACGGAGCGUUCCUUAUUAGAACCAGCAGAAGACCAGGUGUCCCAGAAAACACAACCGUGCUCUCAAUGGCCUAUAAUGGGGAGGGAAAACAUUUCGCGGUUUCUCGAAGGAAUCGAUUUCAUUUUAUAGAUGACGGCCCAUUUUUUGAUAGUCUCGAGGCUCUCAUUGAGCAUUACUCUCGACACAACGAUGGUCUGCCCUGCACUCUUAGAGCACCCGUCAGACCAGUGGUAGGUCCAGUAGUCAGUUCUAGCCUUCCCGGAUGGCGGACCUCGCUGCAUGCGCCUUUGACGCCGACAGCAGGGGCAUCACCGAAUGAGCCGACACGCCAAUUCGAAAAUGCUUCUAUCAUAGCUAGGGAAAAACUCAAACUCAAGGAAAAUAUCGGAGGGGGAGAAUUUGGAUCUGUAUAUAGUGGUGUAUGGGAUUCGCGCAGCGGAAGCACUCAGGUUGCUGUAAAAACACUUCGUGAAGAACAUUCAACUCCUGAAAAAUGGAAAGGUUUUGUGCACGAAGUAAACAUGAUGCUUGGUUUGGCACAUCCUUGUAUUGUCAAACUCAUCGGCGUUUGCUUAGGACCUCCCCUCAUGAUGGUUCAAGAACUGGUGGAGCUUGGGAGUCUUAUUCGGUAUCUUCAAGAACAAGCAGAUACGAUCGAGGUUCAAGUUGAUUUCCCAAGGUGGUCCCAGCAGAUUGCAAGUGGAAUGAGCUAUCUUGAGUCCCGUCAGCUGGUGCAUCGAGAUCUUGCUGCCCGAAACAUCCUUCUUGCAUCGCGAAUGCAGGCCAAGAUUUCUGACUUCGGAUUGUCGCGAGCCGUACAGAUCAACGACAACAACUACCACGCGUCCACAGGCGGAAAAUGGCCCUUGAAAUGGUAUGCCCCAGAGGCAGUCAACUUUGGUAGUUUUAGUACUGCUAGUGACGUUUGGAGCUUCGGGGUAACCCUAUGGGAGAUGUACUCUUUCGGAGCAGAGCAACCUUACGGGUCCAUGACCGGAAUACAGGCAUCAGGCGUCACUCUGAUCUGUACGCGUUUAUUCUUUCAUACAACGAGAUAUCAAAGACUGGGGAAAUCCCUCAAAACGUUUCUGAAGAAAACGCCGCUAAGCGAAGAUCAGAAACGACCGAAUAAGCCUGUCGCAAGUGUGUUGAACUUCGUCGAAACAGGUUCUCGAUUAGAUCAACCGAUAGCAUGUCCUGAUUGGUGCUAUGAGAUCAUGCUACGUUGCUGGAGCAUUGAGAAAGACGCAAGGCCAUGCUUUGGAGAUUUAGCGCAAAUGUUUGCCGAACAAAUCCCACUGCACUAUAUAGACAACGUCGUCGUUGUAUGAUAGCCCAGAAUGGUGGUCGUGGUCGCGUUUAGAAACUUGCGAAUCAUCUACAUAUGCAAAACAUAUAAUAGCAUAGUGUAUUAAUGCUCAGCAGUCUAUUGGCAAACCGUUCCCUGGUGGUAGGCAAGGCUGGACCAUUUUACGUUCAUACGAAGCUUGCCACCGUCGUCGAAGUAAGAGAUCCUAUUGGCAUGUAUUUGAAUAUAACAUGUAACACGUAAUCAUUGUAUAUACUGUGCAAGUCUUGCCUCUUCUGUUGCUUCGCUUGUGUGCCUACAAUAGAAAACAGAUUCCAAACUGUGCAGGGAGCUAGCGGGCCCUAUGUCUGGUGGCAUCGGCAAAAAGGUCGUGUAGCCCCAUAUGCUCUAGUCCGAAUUGAAGUUGAACCAGCGAGAUUGAUGACUAUCGAGAUGAUAUCAGUAAACAACUGCAACGUGACAAUGACCUGAACGCGUAUCCAAGACAAAACAACAGAUGUUAGACGGUCAACUUGAAGCUAUAACAAAUAAGGUCAAGCCUACAAUGAAAAAAACACACCCGAUAAAAAAGGUAAUAACAUGCGUCGCCCAAAUAGAUAUCGGCAUGCUUACUUCCAUAACAUACAUGAAGAGAAAUUGCCGAUAGAACUUAUAGAUAGAUAAGCUUGUGAGUCCAUUGGUUUCCUAUUUUUUUGACUGUGCCCAAAAAAAACAGGUAAACUACAAUAAAAACACACUAUUUGCAAUAGUCAUUUCUAAACAGCUGGACGCCUUCCGGAUCAAUUUUGGAAAAAACAUCAGAUAAAAGUCCCAUUUUCAUAUUCUCUGCAGCCAUAUUUGUAUUUUAGCUUACCAAAGAAACUGAUUAGCGACGCAGACGCGGGACAUCACGACAUGCACUUAACAGUGAAGCGCAAGCUGAGUCUAUAGACUUCGUUUUGGCAAAAAAAGCUCCUAAUAGUGUAAUCAUAUGUAGACGCGUAUCUGUAAGUAAUGAGCAUUAUGAUUUCUUUUCGUGUUACAUUCAAUUGUCGUGAAGGGCUUUGCUUUUCUCGAACACAAAAAGUUUUCGUGAUAUUGUUCUAUUAAACACAAACUAUAUAAAAUGCAAUAUGGUAAAUAAAUGUACAGUUACUUAAGCAGCUCACUUGCGGU